Caenorhabditis auriculariae is the source of this 1289-nucleotide messenger RNA. Lineage: Eukaryota; Metazoa; Nematoda; Chromadorea; Rhabditida; Rhabditidae. The record is from the annotation of a GenBank genome assembly.
AUGAUGUCCGACGACGCCGAGUACGUUCCAGGUUCAUUUUUUUUCUCAGAAAGAAGUAAAGAAGUUUGAAAAUUUCCAGCGCAGAUUAAUAGAUAUUCACUUUCGGCUGUGAAAAGACGACAAUCGGAACCAGUUCCGCAUAAUUCAAGGCUUUCGGAACAGAGUUUUAGUGGUUAUCACGUGAGUCUCAAGGAAAUUUUCUUGAAAAAUCGAUUUUAAGCUCCGCGGCUUUAAACCAUUCUACUAACCACCGAACAAUUCAAAAAAAUUUCAAAAUUUCAAAUCGUAGAAAGAUUUUUAAAAAAAGGCCACUUUUUUGAACGCCCUCUGAUUAUUUUUACACAAUUUUUUCGCGAUUUUCCAACACCUGGGACUGAAUUAAGGACUUUUUAGGAUCAACGAACAAGUUUCGAUGAUGAAAGGAUGAACAGAGCGGCUAUUGCCGAACAAAUCAAGAGGAAUAACGAACUGAUUGAGAAAAUGUCGCCGGUCGUCAAGUAUAAAGUGGGUUUUUAGAGGCUUUUUCAUAGUUUUAGUCUUCCAUAAAAAGGAUCCUAAGAAAAAUGAACCCUGGUGUCCAUGAAAAGAAAUGUUUUUUUAGAAAAUCUAACCAAAGUUUUUUUAUUUAAAGGAGCAUAGCGAUUUCCAAGAAGGUCUCAAGACGAAGAGGCCUUUGAGAAACGCUUCUUAAGCAUCUUAGGAAGGAUUUAUGAGCAAAAAUAGUAAACUUCAAAUAUUUAAUUCUGGAAGAAAAAACUACAGAAACGUCUGAACCUCUUAUUUUCGCACACUCUUUCGCUAAUCUCACUUACUCUGAUUCACUAUAAAUGAUCUAUAAAAACCAAUCCCAUUUCCCAAAAAUCGCCUCUUUUCCCACAAGUGACCUCUCAACCCCCGCCUUAUGAAACUGGUAUCAUACGUCACUGGAGCCCUUCAACUUGACAGCUGGAAAAAACCAUAAACCCCCGAAAUUCUUCUUCAAUCAUCAUAUCAAUCGAUCCCACGAGCUGGUUCAGAUUCAGGAGUUCAUCCGGAAGCAACGGAGCAAAAAGCAUCAGAGAAGGAAGUUCUCCCUGGCCUGCGGCCUUCAGAAUAACCCGCAGAAGAGGUCGAGUCGGAACACGAGGAAGGAGCCGCCUCGCCACGCCCACUUCAGAAGACCCGCCCCGCCUCCUCCACCUCCUCCUCAACAGGUCAUGCCGGUCAUGACGUCACAACCGAUGCCACCUAUCCAUCUAUCACCCCACAAUUCCUUCCAUCACUAUGCUAUUUUGGACGAUUUGGAGUGA